Sinocyclocheilus grahami is the source of this 2646-nucleotide messenger RNA. RefSeq names its product homeobox protein PKNOX1-like. The coding region runs from base 692 to 2011 and encodes 439 amino acids. The transcript has 11 exons. The record is from RefSeq and is a predicted model, not a curated record. Gene Ontology annotation, biological process: regulation of DNA-templated transcription. Gene Ontology annotation, molecular function: DNA binding. NCBI's taxonomy places the organism in Eukaryota, Metazoa, Chordata, Actinopteri, Cypriniformes, Cyprinidae.
GUCACUCAAAAGCUUCUUUUCCGACUCCCUAUCAAUCAAGCGAUCUGGGCCGCGCGCUAAAAAUGCACUCGGCGCUUCCGUGGGAGGCGCGCGGUCUGGAUGGUUUUGGGCUGAAAUCGGAUGUUUGGACGGCGGUUUCGGGGGAGAUUUUCUGGCUCGACUCGCAGUCGAGGCCCAGCUCUUUUUUUUAUGAUCUUUUGUAGAAGUGCGAAUGGCGGCUGCACUGGUGGGGAGGGAUAGCCCGACGUCCCUUAGAUUGAUUGAUAGGCGAUAAUGGGCAGCCUUUUUAUUAUAUUUAAAGAGACAGAGACGAUGUUUUUCAUAAGUGAGCGAAAAGUCCAGGCGGUUUGUGUUUUUGCAUUAUGUCGCAGGUUAUGCAGUAUAAUUGAGUAUUAAUUGCGCCCGCGGUUCUCAGGGGUGUCUGGCGUUUCGAGGAAAACGCUGUAUCGAUUUGAACAUAUAAGCAAUGGGUUUGAAUAGAGACUCCGAACAAACAUGGCGCCUACAGUAAUAGAGAGGAUGAGAUGCACUCAGGCAUCUGUGGCUGAAGAAAGGAAGAAACCACGACGAAGAUAUAAAACCACAUUACAAGAAAAUUGUGAUUCCGGGAACGUUGACAAGCAACUCGAUUUAGUGGAGCUGAAGAUCAGCUUUAUAGAAUGCCCAAGCGUUGUCCACAGCAACAGUAACUAUGAUGACAUCCCCAUCGGUGUCCAUGGAGGAUUACCAAGAGGCUGAGCAGAUGCAAGUGGGAGAGCAGUCGGCGGGACAAGUGGAGGAGAGGUUGGAGGAAGAGGAGGAGAGAGAGGAAGAGGAGAGCAGCUCAGCACCGUCUGAGCCACAAACUCCUAUGGAGGUCGACAAGACGGCCAUUUACAGACACCCCUUGUUCCCCCUGCUGGCGCUGCUCUUUGAGAAAUGCGAGCAAUCCACUCAGAGCUCGGAGUGCGUGACCUCGGCCAGCUUCGAUGUGGAUAUCGAGAACUUUGUGCGAAACCAGGAGAAAGAAGGCAAGGCUUUCUUCAGUGAGGACCCCGAUUUGGACAAUCUGAUGGUGAAGGCCAUCCAGGUGUUACGGAUUCACCUGCUGGAGCUGGAGAAGGUGAAUGACCUGUGUAAAGAUUUCUGCAGCCGCUACAUCGCCUGCCUCAAGACCAAGAUGAACAGUGAGACGCUGCUCAGUGGAGAGCCAGGAAGCCCGUACUCCCCAACACAGACACAGCCGCCGAGUUCCUUCUCUGGAGCCAUGAGUCCCCAAGGUAUUGUAUUGCCAGCGUCAGCUUUACAGCAAGGCAACGUUACCGUCACAGCCGUAAACCCCACACAGGUGCUAACAGGUGGUACAGUGUAUCAGCCUGUUACAGUUGUUACUCCACAGGGGCAGGUGGUCACACAGACUCUGUCACCUGGAACAAUACGCAUCCAGAACUCACAGCUUCAGCUGCAGUUGAACCAGGAUCUAAACUUUUUCAGUCAGGAGGACAAUUCGUCUAAGGCCAAGAGAGGCAUCCUUCCCAAACACGCCACCAAUGUCAUGCGUUCUUGGCUCUUCCAGCACAUCGGUCACCCUUACCCUACAGAAGAUGAGAAGAAACAGAUCGCCCUGCAGACCAACCUCACCCUGCUGCAGGUUAACAACUGGUUUAUUAACGCACGCCGACGGAUCCUUCAGCCCAUGCUGGACGCCAGCUCCUCGGACACACCCAAGAGCAAAAAGAAGACGCCCCAAACGCGCCCCCUACAACGCUUCUGGCCCAACUCCCUCGCCUCCUCUGUGUCCCAGCAGCAGGUCACCAUGGAAGAUGGUACUACGGUAACAGUCGGUGUGGGUGAGGACGGCCUACAGACGCUCUCUUCAGAUGGAGCUACGCUGGCCAUGCAGCAGGUCCUGAUGGGAGGUCACAGCGAGGAGGAUGAUGAUGAUGACGAAGAGGACGAAGAGGACGAGGACAAUGAUCCUUCCCACUCCGACAUGACCAGGCUGGGCCUGGAGACCAGUGAUUCGCUGUAGUAGGACUGAACGACUCGCACACACACACACACACACACACACACACACACACACACACAGUUAGUAUAGAGAGAGACAUUUAAGGCGCAUCAGAGCACUAAGAAGAAAGAGACAUUCACACAAACACCUCGGCUGAUGUGUUGAAGGUCACAGAACAUCCCCAAGCUGUCAAACAGCUCGUUUGAAGUACAGAGAAAGGGCUUAAAGCCACACACACGCCAACACAACCCAUACACACAGCAGGUCAAAAUGAAGACACAAGCACAAGUCUCUCUCACGGUGGAACGCACGCAUCAUUUCCGACGCAGUUAGCCGAGUGCACUUUUUGUAUGAUACUGUAAACUUAAAGGAAGUGUUCAAAGCACAUUUUGAAAGAGCUAAAAGGAAGGAAAGUAAAAAAAAUAUUGAUGCUGGAUGAUUCAGUUGUACUUAUCCUCAUGGUCUGGGAUGCUAUGAUGAUGAGAUUUCAUCUCUUGCAUGCCUGUGUUUGCUUUAAUCAGGCACCAGAAAGAAGAAGGAACUAUUUUUAUAGUACACUUGUCACAAGUGAUCGGUGCCAAUUUGUUUGUUUUCUCCAUUUGUUUGUUUUGCUCUGGUUUGCCAUGUUUUGUAAGGAGUAUUUAUGUAUGAAAAAG